UUAUUAACCGGCUACUUUCCCUCUCCAAUCUUCUGCACAUUAUCCCACACCAUACUUCCUCGACCUCUCCCCCCGUCUCUCCGACACUAUCUCAAUCACAUUACCAAAAUGCCUCGCCAAUUCUUCAUCGGUGGUAACUUCAAGAUGAACGGUACUGCGGAAAGCAUUACCGGCAUCAUCAAGAACCUCAACGACUCCAAGCUCGACCCGUCGUCCGAGGUCGUCAUCUCCCCUCCCGCCCUCUACCUGCUUCUCGCUCGCCAGGUCGCCAACGAGAAGAUCGGCGUGGCUUCCCAGAACGUCUUCGACAAGCCCAACGGUGCUUUCACUGGUGAAAUCUCCGUGGACCAGCUCAAGGACGCUAAGAUCAACUGGACCAUCAUUGGACACAGCGAGCGUCGUGUUAUCCUGAAGGAGUCCGACGAGUUCAUUGCCCGUAAGGUCAAGGCUGCUGUUGCCGGUGGCGUUAGCGUUAUUUUCUGCAUCGGUGAGACUCUGGAGGAGCGUGAUGCCGGUAAGACCAUCGAGGUCGUUACCAAGCAGCUCAACGCUGCCGCUAAGGAGCUCUCCAAGGAGCAGUGGGAGAAGGUUGUCAUCGCCUACGAGCCCGUCUGGGCCAUCGGUACCGGCAAGGUCGCUACCACCCAGCAGGCGCAGGAGGUCCACGCCGCUAUCCGCAAGUGGCUGAACGAGACCAUCUCCGCCGAGGCUGCCGACAACACCCGCGUCAUCUACGGCGGCUCCGUCAGCGAGAAGAACUGCCGUGAGCUCGCCCAGGAGCCCGACGUCGAUGGUUUCCUGGUUGGCGGUGCCAGCUUGAAGCCUGCCUUCGUCGACAUCAUCAACGCCCGUCUGUAAACAAACAAAAGUCGGACUUAUUAGUACUCAAUGAGCAACCGAUUGCCAGCAGAUAUUAGCCGGCUGGUAGCCGAGUCUUGAAAGACAGAUUUCGACUUUGCUAGGAUACCCUGGCUUUGCCUGACAAGGCAAAUUCACGUUUAGUCAUGUAUAAAUGUCCAAAAUGGUUAUAACGAGUUCAGAAUUUACAUACCAUGAAUGCAAUUUAAUGAACUUAACUUUUCAAC
Aspergillus melleus is the source of this 1085-nucleotide messenger RNA. RefSeq names its product triose-phosphate isomerase TPI1 (gene TPI1). The record is from RefSeq and is a predicted model, not a curated record. Bases 109 to 858 code for a protein of 249 amino acids. Gene Ontology annotation, molecular function: triose-phosphate isomerase activity. NCBI's taxonomy places the organism in Eukaryota, Fungi, Ascomycota, Eurotiomycetes, Eurotiales, Aspergillaceae. Gene Ontology annotation, biological process: glyceraldehyde-3-phosphate biosynthetic process; glycerol catabolic process; gluconeogenesis. Gene Ontology annotation, cellular component: cytosol. The transcript is spliced from 6 exons.